Messenger RNA from Anopheles funestus (African malaria mosquito), 2477 nucleotides. It is a transcript of the gene S2P, whose product is annotated as membrane-bound transcription factor site-2 protease. The record is from RefSeq and is a predicted model, not a curated record. Gene Ontology annotation, biological process: regulation of response to endoplasmic reticulum stress; membrane protein intracellular domain proteolysis. Gene Ontology annotation, cellular component: membrane; cytoplasm. Bases 176 to 1708 code for a protein of 510 amino acids. Lineage: Eukaryota; Metazoa; Arthropoda; Insecta; Diptera; Culicidae. The transcript has 2 exons. Gene Ontology annotation, molecular function: protein binding; metalloendopeptidase activity.
AUCCAACUCCCCACCCAAAACACAUGUCAAAUAAAAACCAAAACAUACCAGAGAAUGCAUUUUGCCGGUGGUUGCAGCAGAGUUUUGUUAUUUUAAUUUAACCAAAAAUGCAUUUGUGGCAAUAAAACAUCAUUCGGAAAGAUUACAUUUUUCAUGCACAUGAAGUUUGUCCAGCAUGGAGCUAAUUGUGAUUUUUGGUAUUGUGGUACUGAUGUACGUAGUGCUUCUGUUUUUCGACGGAUUUUUUAAGAGUUGCAUGCACUAUCCAUAUGAUGCAUUCCUGCGAGGGACCGGACUGACGGUAAAGUUCCUGCGCCUUCAAUGGCACACAACGGCACUGAACCGAUCGAUCGUCAAAUGGAGCACAAAGUAUCCGAAAAUACUUGACUGCUGCUUUAAUAUCGGUGUCUACUUGAGCCUGUUGUUAAUGCCAUUCGCCGUGGUGAUGAUCGUAAUAUCGUCCUUCCAAACGAAUCUUCACGGACAAUCGGCACGGGUGGUCACUUCGGGCGGGGUAGCAGGAGAUUCCCGCACACCCGUACGUCGGAUGGUAGAAAUUGACUUGGUGGUGCCAGGUGUUAAUCUACCGAUCAACGAAAUUGGUUACUACAUUGCGGCCUUAGCCAUCAAUAGUGUAGUACAUGAGCUCGGUCAUGGAUUGGCGGCGGUACUCGAGGACGUGCAGAUCAAGGGCUUUGGAAUGCACGUGUUGUUAAUCAUCCCGAUGGCCUACACGCAGCUAGAUUCGGAUCAGCUAAACACGCUUCGAUUGUGGAAGAAACUGCGCGUGUUGUGUGCCGGCAUUUGGCACAAUCUGGUGCUGGCUCUAAUCACGUACCUGCUGUUCAUCUCCACUCCACUGUUGUUCUCAGCGAUCUAUCGCACCAGCGAUGGUGUCAUCGUGACCUCGCUCAAAAACAACUCACCAAUGGCCGGAUCGCGAGGCCUGGAGCAAGGAGACAUCAUUAAAUCGAUAAACAGCUGCGAAAUACACCACGAGGAAAGUUGGUUCGAAUGUUUGCUUCACACGAUCCAUUCACCACCGGCCUACUGCGUUUCGACUGAUUUCGUGCACCUGAACGAUGAAUCCGUACCCAUGUCACACAAGAACGACGGGCUGAUUGAGUGUUGUGGCAGCGAAAACACCGCGUCCAGCUGCUUCGAGUACAUGGUCGAUGCGAACGAGGACGACGUGGCGCUACCGCAACACAUGUGCCUCAACAUACGCAAGACAAUCGAAAACAGCUUCGGAUACUGUCAACACAACGGCCAAUGUUCGGAAGGGCAUUGCUUCAAGCCAAGCAUCAACAACUACACGACAAUUAUGCAGAUACAGCGCGAGUCUAAACCGGAUGUCAUCUAUAUCGGCCAUCCGGGUGAUGCGACCAGGACGGUUCAUGUUUCGCGCUUCGUCCCAAAGACGGGCCUGUUUGCGCCGCGCUUUGCCGACUCGAUCCAGCUGCUGCUCAAGUAUGUGACCGUGUUUGCGAUCGGAUUGGCGUUCAUCAACGUUAUGCCGUGCUAUGGGUUUGAUGGACAGCACAUCGUCAACACGCUACUGACGGACGGUACGAUCCAGCAGCGAAUACCGCAGAAAAGUAAGCGUGACAUGAUUUCACUAGCGGUCAACGUUAUUGGCACGUUGUUCGUGUUCAUAUUGCUGAUCAAAGUGUUUUGGUUGUCGCUCUCUCGCGUCCUGUCCGUUUGAGGAUGGAAGGCCAAGAGUUCGUACGAAGUGAUCGGGGGAAGCAGAACCCAAAACGCCAUAUGACAUCGAAUUCCAUUUAUGUAGGAAAUUCAAUUUUACAAGCUACAGCGCAAAUAAGUUAGCAGUAGUUGCAAGCAAAGUAGGUGGAAAAACCUUCUUUUUUGUUUAAUUUUAUGGAAGUAAAACAAUCGAAAUCAGCGCCACCAGAUGUGCGGUAGGUGUGAUUUCUUAAAGCAAACUAUUAGUCACGUAAUUAACAUGGCGCAUCAGCAUACUAGCAGCUCGCACUGAAUGCAAUCAUUUAUAGGAAAGACAUAUUGUGUAUUGAUAAUAGCCAAUAGAAUAAACAUGAUCACUGAUCUAAAACUAAACGAUAGCACCAAGGUACAAGGUUGUGUUGUGAUAAAUCUUUUCACUAUCUUCAUCUCUUCUGGUUGCAAUAUUGCUUGUUGCCAGCACCCCACACACAUGUUGUUCAAGAUCAGCUGUCCCUUUGAAGCGACAAGCGAUGCCAAAAGAAGGCAAAUAGCAUAGCAAGACGAGACAGCAACCAAAAAAAAUUUUCGGAGAUAACAAGGCACUUGCAAUCACUCACCGGAUGUUCUUCGUUCUCCCAGCAGUUACUCUCCCAAGAUCAGGAUAAUUGGUGUCUCCCGCAACAGGACACAACAUCAACAAACUCGAAUCUUCUCAGACGCCUGCACUGGUGGAUUUAAUUUCGCUUCAAACAUUUAGAAUCCUUCACAACUUCUAUCGUUCGCCGAAAGAU